This is a messenger RNA of Notothenia coriiceps (black rockcod), 359 nucleotides long. RefSeq names its product inactive ubiquitin carboxyl-terminal hydrolase 54-like. The transcript is spliced from 3 exons. The record is from RefSeq and is a predicted model, not a curated record. Lineage: Eukaryota; Metazoa; Chordata; Actinopteri; Perciformes; Nototheniidae. Gene Ontology annotation, biological process: protein deubiquitination. Gene Ontology annotation, molecular function: cysteine-type deubiquitinase activity. The annotation marks the transcript as partial.
GAUAUUGUGUCCUUCAGGUUCUGUGGCACCUCGAUAUCUUCAGACGUAGUUUCCGUCAGCUCACCACUCACAAGUGCAUGGAGGACUCGUGCAUUUUCUGUGCUCUGAAGAGCAUCUUUUCCCAGUUUCAGUACAGCAGUGAGAAAGUAUUACCGUCCGACGCUCUGCGCAGUGCGCUUGCCAAAACCUUCCAGGACGAGCAGAGGUUUCAGAUGGGCAUCAUGGACGACGCUGCAGAGUGCUUUGAGAACAUCUUGAUGAGGAUUCACUUCCACAUCUCAGACGAGACCAAAGAAGACAUCUGCACCGCCCGACACUGCAUCCCCCACCAGAAGUUCGCCAUGACGCUUUACGAACAG